AGGGAGUCCUCCAUCCCCUGGCGACUACUUUCCUCACUCACCCACCCUGCCAACUCCAUGAUGGUCCCAUGGGUCCCUGUGGCCCCCUGGUUAGCAGCUCUGACGGUGUUGCUGAGCAGAGGGAUCCAGGGUGGGACCCCUCCAGAGAACCACCUGCUGCGAGCGCUGCAUGAGUGCUACGCAGAGAAGAACGGGACGCAGCAGCGCUACAUCAUGAGAUGCAUCUUCGACCGUGAGGAGUUCAUGCGCUUCGACAGCGCCGAGGGCGAGUUCCGCGCGCUCACCGCCAUGGGGCGGCCGUGGGCCGAGUCCUGGAACAGCCAGAAGGACUACAUGGAGCGACGGAGGGCUGAGGUGGACACCGUGUGCAGACACAACUACGAGCUGAACCAAGGCUUCACCGUGAAGCGCCGAGUCCAGCCUAAGGUACAUGUGUCACCCUCCAAGAAGGUCACCCUGCAGCACCAUGACCUGCUGGUCUGCCAUGUGACAGAUUUCUACCCAGGCAGCAUUCAAGUCCGCUGGUUCCGGAACGGCCAGGAGGAAACUGCUGGGGUCGUGUCCACCAACCUGAUCCGAAACGGAGACUGGACCUUCCAGAUUCUGGUCAUGCUGGAGAUGACCCCACAGCGGGGAGAUGUCUACACCUGCCAUGUGGAGCACCCCAGCCUGCAGAGCCCCAUUACUGUAGAGUGGAAGGUCGGGUCUGACUCUGCCCGAAACAAGAUGCUGACGGGAAUGUGUGGCCUGGUGCUGGGACUCCUCUUCCUGGUGUUGGGCAUCAUCAUGCACCUGAGGAGCAAAAGGGAAGGGCCUAAGGCAGAGAAGUGA
Molecule: messenger RNA, 831 nt
Organism: Peromyscus eremicus (cactus mouse)
Lineage: Eukaryota; Metazoa; Chordata; Mammalia; Rodentia; Cricetidae
Product: HLA class II histocompatibility antigen, DP beta 1 chain-like
Exons: 5
Coding region: 58-831 (257 amino acids)
Biological process (GO): antigen processing and presentation of exogenous peptide antigen via MHC class II; immune response; immunoglobulin production involved in immunoglobulin-mediated immune response
Cellular component (GO): MHC class II protein complex; membrane
Molecular function (GO): MHC class II protein complex binding
Source: RefSeq, a predicted model, not a curated record